UUGUAUCAUCUUACUCGAUGGUCACUAUAUCAUUCAUAAACUUGCACUCACUGAUCGAAGGGUCAUAUAUUUUCAUUGUUAAAAGAAUUUAAUUGUAGUUAAAAGCAAACUGACUCUGAUGCUUUAACCUGAAGUGAAGAGCAAACUUCGUCUCUAGUAUUCUAGGUUCGUGCACUAACUUCGUGUUUUUUAAAAAUACAACUGCUCCUUUCAACAGUAAAAUGGCGUGGUUGAGCUAUUUUAAACUCGCCAGCGAACAAUAGAUGACAGUAUAAGCAUUCGAAGGAAAUAAGUCAUCGUCUUUCUCUCGUAGUAUUUUGUUAGUCAUGAUGACAACCGGCAGCCCUCAUUUCGGAGACAUCAAUGAUUACGAAAAGGCAUUUUUCUCACUUACAAUCAGCAAGCCACCAAAAUAAAUAUUAGCAUUUACGAUCAUCUGGCCUUCGCUCAUCUGUAUAAAAAGAAUGUCAGCAGCAAGGUUGUUUAAAUCUUUGAGACUGGCAUUGAACCUGUGGCACACUAAGGGACUCACUCAAACAAGUUGACAAAGAAAACCGAUCUCUCGACGAUAAAAACUGUUUACUGGGUGUGACAUUUUGCACCUCAAGAGGCUGUUCCCACGAUUCAAGAACACGGACUCUUUUAAUUUCGCGAUGUUCGUUUGCAUUAGCAGGUGAGCAGAUAACGACAGCCACCAACAUCAACAGCCAUGGUCAUCACCUGGACAGUCGCAGCAUUUAUUCUUUGUGGAUGUGGUCUUACAACUGCUUUGACGAUGCUUGAUUCAAUGUCAGAUUAUGUUAACCAUCCUUGUGUACGUCAGUGUGAAGAAGGAAUACCUAACCGCCGGUGUGAGUACCACUGGACUCUAGAGAUGUACUAUGUACUGUCCAAGGCCUGCUAUGAUUGUCCUUUUAACCUCACCGACUGCUCACGACCUCACUGCGUUCCUGCUGAUGGAACAUCACGUGGUAUUCUGACAGCCAAUCGACGUAUACCUGGGCCGGGCAUUCAGGUGUGUCAUGGUGACGAGAUCAUCGUCAACGUGUACAACAAACUAGAGAACUCCCAGGGUACGAGUAUCCACUGGCACGGCCUGCUGCAGCGGGGCUCUCAGUACAUGGACGGCACCAGCAUGGUCACACAGUGCCCCAUCACAACUCACUCCACCUUUCAGUACAGGUUUACGGCUAAAGAUCGUGGAACGCACUUCUGGCAUUCACAUGCAGGCCUGCAGCGGGCUGAUGGACUGUUUGGCAGCCUCAUCGUGAGACAGCCUCCCUCACACGACAUCCACUCACCACUCUAUGACUUUGACCUCCCAGAGCACGUGAUCAUUGUCACCGACUGGCUGAACGAACUGGUGACCAGUCGCUUCGCCUCUCAUCACCACGACGACGGUGACAACAAAGCCGAAUCCAUGCUGAUCAAUGGUAAAGGUGCAUUCACACCUCACACAGACCCCACGACAGGAGCUCGGGUGUUCACUCCCUAUGCAGACUUCACGGUCAGACCGACUUUCAGGUACCGCUUCAGGGUAAUAAGUUCAGGCAUCAUGAACUGUCCAAUUCAGUUUUCAAUCGACAACCACACGCUAAUAGUCAUUGCCUCUGACGGGGGUGACUUCGACCCAAUCAUUGUUGAUUCCUUCAACAUCUUUUCCGGAGAAAGGUUUGACUUCAUUCUCAUCGCGGACAAGACGGAGGAGCUGAAGAACUACUGGGUGCGAGCUCGGGGUAUCGCAGACUGCAGCGUGAAGAAAAGCCAGCAGCUCGCAGUUCUGCGAUACACGGGUGCACCACCGGGGUUGCCAGAACUAGCAACUAACUACGAAGCCGGCAACCGAGAGGGCAUUACGCUUAACCCAUUAAACGCCAGGGCUACCGACACCCUGGUGUCAGUGAACCUCCUCAACAGCACGGAGCCGGACGACGACAGCCUGAAGCAGGUGCCGGACAAACGCUUUUACCUGGCAAUGGACUUUAACCAGGUGGACAAUUUUCACUUCCAUCAUCCCGGAUUAUACCCACUCAAGUCCGUGAUACAAGGAAAGCAUCUGUACUCUCCGCAGAUAAACCACAUUUCGUUCUCGUCGACUGCCGUGCCGCCUCUCACACAGAUGAAGGACAUCGAUGAGGAUGCUACAUUCUGUAACAACGAGACAGUGCAGGAACAGUGUGACAAGCAGUUCUGUGAGUGCAGUCAUCGCCUGAAGGUGGCGCUGAACGACGUGGUGGAGCUGAUUAUCAUCGAUGAGGGUUUGCUGUUUAACGCCAACCAUCCCAUGCACCUACACGGGUAUAAGUUCCGGGUAGUUGGAAUGGACAGGUUGAACACCACCAUCUCACUAGAAGAAGUACGGGCGCUGGAUCGUGCAGGUCGACUACCCAGAAAAUUAUCGCGUGCACCGCUGAAGGAUACAGUGACCGUACCUGACGGGGGCUACACCAUCAUUAGGUUCAAAGCUGACAACCCUGGGAUCUGGCUAUUUCAUUGCCACAUUGCAUUUCAUGGUGAGAUCGGCAUGGCUCUCCUAAUUCAAGCAGGAAAUACCUCUGAGCUACCUCAAGUUCCGAAAAACUUCCCAACCUGCAACAACUGGAAGUUUUCGAGCUUUGAAAGUUCUCCACAAACGAGCCUGGAGGAAGUUAACAAGGUCUGCACAAGCUUUAACCCCAGCACCAACAGUGCGAGUAUAAAUGUAUAUGGAUAUAUUUGGUGUUUAUUUAUAAUAUGCAUCCCACUCUCUAGAGAUAUUCUUUUUGCUGUGUUCUCACAGAGUUAGGUAAGAACCCAGAAGAUAGGAAAAGAUUUGAUUAACGACUUUCGUAAAAGUUGCAAGAUGGUCGUGACAGGCUUCCUCAUGCAGCUGCCACUUCUUUCUUUAUUAUCUGUAAAUACUUUUAAAAACAAUUUUAAUCAAUGCACCCCGAAACCUUUGUGUUCUUUUUUUUUUUUGUUUUUUUUACCUGAAAUGAGUGCAUGAUAAUCCAUUUUCCGCUUACAUUUGCCUAGCAGCACUCUUUGUUGUCCCUGUCCUAUGUUGCCUUUAGCAGGCAGUAGAUCACAGUGUACAUGGUGUACAUACUUCUAACUGCAUGUUCUUAGAUGUACUCGGGGGUAGGGGGUGGGGUAGCUCAGUUCUCUCCAGCUUUGUCAUUCAGCAAUUGACCUGAGGAGAAGGAAAGGUUUAUCUGGGCCUUGUACAUUUUAUUGUUUUCUGGAAGUUUUACUUUGAAUUUUCAGUUUAAACAAGAGCUAAACAGAGUAUAUUCUAUUAAUUAUUAUCAGGACUGAACAGUGGUAUCAGACCAAUAAAAAAUAUUAGAAACAAUAGAGCAGUAAAGUUUACACUAUA
Messenger RNA from Pomacea canaliculata, 3358 nucleotides. Its product is annotated as laccase-1-like. Bases 710 to 2785 code for a protein of 691 amino acids. Gene Ontology annotation, cellular component: plasma membrane. NCBI's taxonomy places the organism in Eukaryota, Metazoa, Mollusca, Gastropoda, Architaenioglossa, Ampullariidae. Gene Ontology annotation, molecular function: oxidoreductase activity; copper ion binding. The transcript is spliced from 10 exons. Gene Ontology annotation, biological process: iron ion transport. The record is from RefSeq and is a predicted model, not a curated record.